AUUGUUAAUAAAUAGAGGUUAUGUAGGAUGUUACUGUGUGCGGCUCUUUCACUGGUAAAAGACCCCGGAAACCCACAAAAGAUUAAGCCCUGAGUCCACAGGGAAUGGGUGUUUACCCCUCUGUGGGCUCUAGGCUCUACUCCUCUGGGUUCCGGGUAAAGUUCGGUGCCUUUCACCUGAAGCCCUAGGAACUGGGAAAGAUGGUGGUGGUGCCUAAAUGAACCGGAUUACGCCUUGAGCCCUAGGAACUAGGUAGAGGUGGGUGCCCCUAGAGUGUGCAAGUGACAGAGAAUUUUGAGCGGGUAACAACCUAACAAGCCUGUGAUGGUUGUGGCAAUUGCCUGCCUGUCCUCAGAAGAUCUUACUGAAUUAAAUUUUAAGUAUCUUUGGGGUCCAUUGUAUUAAAUGCAGUGUUUGUAUUUUUGUGGGCCAGGAUUGCCUGUGUCCAGGAAAUGUGAUGUGAGCCUGGCAAUUCAAAGGACUAUGUUGAAAAGGUGCCAGACAAGAAUGGCGCUUUGAGACACUGUACGAAGUUGUUAUUUCCUGGGGAAUCCCAAGGGAGAAGUUGGGGAUCAAAAGGGUGUGAGCUGUAUAAGGGAACAAGCUGAUCUUCCCACUCUGGGUUUUGGUUCUGGUUCUGAAUCUGAAGCCAUCAUUAACUUGUAAUCAUGGGGAACACCCACCAGUGGGUUUUGAAGGAACCUGAGGCUGGAGCUGGGAUGACCUCUGGCUAGCUUUCUAGCAUGCAGGCUUGAUCUGCUCAGUCAGAGCCUGCCCGCUCCUGGGAGCGCUCUGCAAGGAGCAGCAGCUGGAUCCCUUGUGACUCAUUGAGGGCUGUUCCCCAGGAAAGGUACAAAAGUAGCAUCUGGGCGGAGGACGCUGAGGCAAGUGGAGCCUGUUUCUCGCAGGGUUUGGCUCUGCCCUUCCUAUCUCAGGCAGGGAGGGGGUAACAGCUGGCAUGGGGUGGGAGUGUUAACCUGCAGCUGGAGCCCUUGACUGAGGCGAUCCCAAAAGUUUGGGCAGUUCAUGUGAACUCUGAUCCUGACUGGAAUUUUGCCAUAGGCUCCUGUCUCUGUAACGGGUAGAACCAGAAUCCCGAGGCCCCUGAACGCUGUGAUUUGAGUCUCUCGUCUGGCCAGCUAAUGAGUUUAACGCGCCUGCGGUGUUGCCGAGUGCCCCCAUCCUCUGGAAGCUUUGUGCUCUUUAUAAACAGGGCCAGUGUUUACUAUCCGCUGGAGCCUUUUUAGCGUGCCCUGCUGUGCUGCUAAAUCCGGCCGGCUGCUGGGCGCCUCGAGUCGGGUGCUGCUAAAUCCGUCCAGCUGCUGGGCGCCUAGUCUGGGACCUCCUUGAUGGUGCUAUUCCCGGUGACCCAGCCUGCUCCUGGGUGGGGUGAAGUUGUUGUGUAUUGCUGACAUUCCCAGGCAGCGCCCGCAGUCCUGCCAGCAUGUGUCCAGGAGGGAGCUGCUUCAGGAACCGGAGCGCCUGCCCGAAGAGCAGUGGGAAAUGCUGUCUUCACCAGUAGCGCAGCUGCAGUGACGGAGCCCAGGGUGAGCGCUUCCCCAGUGGAUCGCAAGGUGGGCUCUGGGCAGGGAGUGAGGGUAUUCAUGGAUAAUUUGCUUCUCUGGGAUACUCAUCACUCAGUACAAGGUGCGCAGAUAUUAACUGUUAAUGAAUUUACCCUUGUGUCCCUGGGAGGUAGGGCAGGGUCAUUAUCCCCAUUUCACAGAUGGGAAAACUGAGGCAUGGACAAGCCGGGACUUCCCUAGGCUCACACAGGCACCUGGCAGAGCUUGCAAUGGAAACUAACCUGAAAAGAUUCAGAGUGUACCUGUCCGUCCCUGUAAAGGGCAAGUACAACCUGUGGACACUGCACCCCGGCUCAGACGGAGAUGGAGCACUGCAUGCUGAGAGCUGUAGUCUCCAUAGGCUGUCUCCCCUUAAUGAAGAUGAGGGCAGUUCCAGGGCAUGCUGACUUCAUGGGCCACCCCAGCCUAGCCUGGGAGCAGAUGGUGCUGCAGUGAGGUUAUUGCAGGGCGAGUCCUGCCACCCGGCCCUGGAGCUGGCUGCAGUGGUGACACCUCCCCCAGACCUCAGGAGUGAGGCUGGGUCCUGCUGGGCGUUGCCCGGACAGCUGCUGCGGAGCCUCUUCCUGACACCCGGUUACAGCCCAGAGCCAGCUGAUCACUGAUCCGAUGCUGGGACAAGCUAGUUUUCCUUUGGAUUAUCACUGGCCCAGCAGUGUGUCUUCUCCAGCCGCUCUAACGCGCCAGGCAUUGUGAGAAUCUCGUCACUUACGCGCUGGGCACCCAGCUGCAGUGAGCCAUGACCAGGGCCUGGGGAGCCGGUACAGGGACUGCACCCAGCCAGGUCUCUGGCUCCCCUCCUGAGAUGUGUUCUCCCAGCCCCACCCGCAGCCCACCUACCUUCCAUGGGUAGCGCCAGCCUGGCGGAGUUCCUGACGAGCACUCUCAAGAAUGGAUAGUCCACCCAAGCUGGCAGGAGAAACACUGAUUGUCCAUCACAUCCCCCUGGUUCAUUGCCAGGUCCCCGAUCGACAGUGCUGCAGUGGGAGCAAGAGGACCAAUCCCUUCUGUCAGCCAGACCUGGGCAUCACGCGGGCCGCCUCUCUGCCAGAGAGGGAGCUCUCGCAGACAGACUCCCUGGUAUAUGGCAGCUUGCUGCAGGCCUCGGAUGCGCCGGCAGAGGCUUCAGAAGACAAAGAGAGGAAACCACGAGACUCAGUCAUCUCCAGCAUCACGACACGGCACAAUCCCUUCCUCCUGGGUGACAGUGAGGGGCAUGGUCUCCUUGGCAACAGCACGGGCCAGAAGUCCUUCCACCUGCAUAGCUCCAUGGUGGCCGGCAAGCCGUCCUUCCAGCUGCAUGAGCUGCCACUGCCGCCCUUCCACCUCCACAAUGCCGGCCCCGUGGUGAAGCCCUGGAGCAUGGCUAGCAGGUCCGGUGUGGUGGAUGGGCAAGAGGACAAACUCACAAGUGCCGAUGUCCAGAAGAGGAACAACGUUGACUGCUGCCCGCUGGCCUCGGAGUGCAUGGAGCUGGAUGAGUGCAGCUGCCAGCGCAGGAGCUUCUCCUUCGAGGGCGGUGACCAGGACUGGAACAAUAGCUCUGACGAGUCAGGGAGGAACCCAGACGCCCUGCACAGCCGGACCUGCAGCUGUUCCAGCACGGAGCUCCAGCACUGCCGGUGCUAUAGCACAUCAAGCCAGUCUGAGACCGGGGACCAGCAAAUGGGGUACGUCAGCGACUCUUCUUGCAACAGCUCGGACGGGGUUCUGGUGAACUUCAGUGCCCUCUACAACAAAAUGAACGGCCAUUCUCGCUCCAACUUGAACUCUGCCAACUUGUCCUGUGACUCUUCCUUCUGCAGCCACUCGGACACCGGGGCCUUUUACCUGGAUCUGCAUUCGUCACCCACGGAAUCCAAGAUGUCUUGUGAAUCACACAACGCGGAGAGCUCGGAGAAAGUGUGUGGGUGCCACCACCCAUCUUCGCCCGUCUUCGAUGCCAACUGCAACUCCUACCACCUCCACUGCGAGCCGUGCGCUUCAGAGAGCUCAGACCUCACCGCUUGCUUCCAAAGCCAAGCCCGGCUCGUGGUGGCCACCCAGAAUUACUAUAAAUUAGUCACAUGUGACUUGUCUUCCCAGUCGUCACCUAGCCCUGCGGGCUCUUCCAUAACCAGCUGCUCUGAAGACCACACCAAGGGGAGCCCUGUCCAGCCCUCAGAGUACUACUUGUUUCAAAGACCCAGUGCUCAGCCACAGGAGAGCGAUGGGGAAUGCUUCAUGGUGGAGACCCAGGGCGAAGCUGUGAAAAACGUGAUUGAGGGGCAAGUGUACGUCAACGUAUCCCCGCCUAACCUAAACGCCGGCCGGCCUCGCUCCAGGAGCUAUGAUCGGAACCUGGACCGGAGUCCCACGACCCGGCUGGGCUCCCUGGAGCGCAUGAUGAGUUGUCCAGUCAAGCUGAGCGAGAGCCCAGCACUAGCAAUCCAGAGCUCGCCCCCGAAGCGGGUGACUUCCUUUGCCGAGCUGGCGAAAGGCAGGAAAAAGAACGGCUCCUCCCCUCCGCUCAGAACCAGUGGUGACUCCUCCUUGGAGUUCUCGCCCAUCCCCGAGUGCCAGCGGGACUGCCCAGGGCUUCUCGAGGACAGAGCUCGACGCUGCCAGAGCCUGCCGCCCAUGCCUUUUGGCCAUUGCCUGAACCGGAGCUGCGAGGGCUACCGUGUGGAGCACAGAUUCGGGGAUGGCCCGAGGGCAUGUUCCAGCAAAGACUCAGGUGCCAACGGCCAGGGGGCAGCCGAGCAGGCCUCUCUCUCUCUGCUGAUGGAGGCUGGUGCCAGCUUCUCAGGCAGCCCUGCCAGCGGGCAUGGACAACGAGAUGUUAGAGCCAGAGCGGAUGGCGGCGGCGCGGACAGCAAGGCCGUGGUGCGGUACAGCAAGGAGCAGCGCCCCACCACUCUGCCCAUCCAGCCCUUCGUCUUCCAGCACCACUUCAGCAAGCAGCCCAAGGCCCGGGCCCUGCACAGCCACUUCGCUGCCAGCCUGUCGCAGCUCUACAGCGCCUCCAGCAGCCGGCCCGCCAGCCAGCAGCCCUCCUCUGCCUCCCAGUCCUCCAUCUCCGCCACCUCGGCUGAGCAGCCCGGGGCUGCGGGGGGCCUGGCGCAUGGCGCGCUCCUGGCCCAGCGCUCGGCGGACGGAGCCGCCUCCCUCGCCGACGGCCAUGCCAAGAAGCCGGUCCCGGAGAGCACCCGGCCGUCCCCCCUGGGGAGCUACUCCCCGGUGCGCAGCACUGCCCCUUUCUUCCAGAGCCUGGACUCCUCCUGCACGCCCACCCCGGAGAGAGCCGGCGAGAGCCACCCUCCCCGCAGCAGGUCCUGCCCGCUCUCUGCCAACCUGCUUCCCAGCAGGGCCUCCCCCUCUGCAGGUGCUGCGCUGCCCGCCCAGGCUGAAGCCCUGCACCGCCAGGUCCCUAGGAAGGAGGCGCCGUUGGAGCAGAGGGCGCAGGUCUCUGAGUACCGGCUCCAUGGCGGCUCCCUCCCGCCUCUGGCAUCCGAGGGAGCGAGUGCAAGCCGAGCGGGGGGCCCUGUGGAGCCCCAGUGGAGAGGAAGCUGUGAGGCCGGAAAUUCGGGGUCUCUGAGCAGUGUGGGCACACGGCCCCUCAAUGCAAACCACCUCUCCCCUCAAGCACUGAAGUGGCGGGAGUACAGGCGGAGGAACCCCCUGGGCCUGGACCGCGGCUCGGGGCUGGCUGGGUUAGCAGGCAGCCUGGACAGGAGGCAGCAGGAGCCCCAGCUCGCCCGGAGGAACCCCAUCUUUGAGUUCCCUGGUUCCCUCAACACCGCCCAUGUUCACGGCAGGCUGAAUGGCCAGCCUGUGAAACAGCUCCAGCUGGGCUACUCCGACUUCUUCCCGGAGUAUUUGUCGCUGGCGGAGAAGCCGCCAGCCGAGUUCUGCCUCUCCCCAGAUGGCAACACGGAGUCCAUCUCCAUCGACCUGCUGCAGAAGAAAGCGCUGGUGAAGGCUGUCAACAUGGCCGUGGACCUGAUCGUGGCCCACUUCGGAACGAGCCGGGACCCAGGGGUGAAGGCCAAGCUCGGGAACAGCUCAGUGAGCCCCAACGUGGGGCACCUCAUCCUGAAAUACCUGUGCCCGGCCAUCCGGGAUAUCCUGAGCGACGGGCUCAAGGCCUACGUCCUGGACGUGAUCAUCGGCCAGCGGAAGAACACGCCCUGGAGCGUGGUGGAGGCGUCCACCCAGCUAGGCCCCUCCACCAGGGCUCUGCAUGGCCUCCACAGUAGGAUCAGCCAGUUCGCCGAGCUGACCAGCCACAGCAUGAGGUUCAACGCCUUCAUCUUUGGCCUUCUCAAUGUCCGGUCUCUGGAGUUCUGGUUCAAUCACCUGUAUAACCACGAAGACAUCAUCCUGGUGCACUACCAGCCGGUGGGCUUCCUGUGCCUGUCCCACAGCGUGUGCCAGCCCCUGUUCGAGGAGCUGCUGCUCCUGCUCCAGCCUCUGUCCCUGCUGCCCUUCAGCCUGGACCUGCUCUUUGAGCACCACCUGCUGCAGAUGGGCAAGGAGCAGCAGCAGCAGAAGGAGCUGCUGCGGGUCAAGCAGGACCUGCUGCUCUCCGUUCACUCCACCCUGCAGCUGAUGCGCACCCGGGGCAGUGCCGAGGAGCCGGACGGCUGGAGCGCCGCCCCGGAGCAGGGCCCGGGUGGUGUCGGGGAAGAGGGGCUGUCUGCAGGCCGGGGCCAGGAGGGAGCGGCGUGGGAACGGGUCAAGGGGGUGGGCGCAGACGGCGCCAGGGAGGAGGAGCAGAGGAAGGCGAAGGAGAGCGUCUGGGAGGGGAAAAGGGACAAGCAGGCCGGCUGGUGGUACCAGCUCAUGCAGAGCUCCCAGGUUUACAUCGAGGGCUCGGCCGAGGGCUCCAAGUUCAUCCGCCCCGAGAAGAAGAAGCAGAAGGCGCCAGGAGUUGCGCCCCGGCUGGCCGAGGGCAGGAAGGCGCCCCCUCCCCGCGAGGGCGUGGUGGAGGGGGCGGAGGCCUGUCUCCUCGCUGAGGUGGCUGUGGAGGAGAAGCCCAAAGCUGCGGCAGACCCUGGGGAGAAGCCCAACGAGCGGAGCUGGCCCUCCUGGAUGGGGAGCCCCCCGGACUCGGUGCUAACAGAGCUGAAGCGCAGCAAGGAGAAGGACAAUGGGGCUCCCCAGAGACAGGGGGUGGAGGAGAGCAGCCCGGGGCCCCCCAACAGCAGUCAGCCCGUCAAGUGGGGACACCUGUUCGGGGCUAGCAAAGUGCAGAAGGAGGCCAGGCAGCCCAACAGGUUACCCUCCGGCUGGCUGACCCUGGACAGGUCCGUGUUCCAGCUCAUGGCCCAGAUGGUGGGGGCAGGAAUGUGGAGAGAGGCGACCUCAGAGCCCGAGCAGCCGCAGGCGGAGCUGCCCAGCGAGCCCCCUGAACAGCAACUGGCUGGGGGGCUGCCCCCCCAAAUCCCCUGUGAGGUGAAAGCACUUUGCCAUCACAUCGCCACCGAGGCUGGGCAGCUGAGCUUUCCCAAGGGGGCUGUCCUGCGUGUGCUGGCCAAGGUGGACAGUGACUGGCUGCGGUGUGGCCUGGGCUCGCAGAGCGGGCUGGUGCCCGUCAUGUACGUCACCCACCCGGCGGACGAGGACUAUUGACGCGGCCGGGACGCCGCACACAGGACCACAGGCUGCUCCGUGGGCCGCCUGGCUCGGGGGACAGAUGCAGCUUCUCGCUAGUCCAUACUGUGCCCGCCCUGCCUGACGACCUCGCCCAACCCAUGCACCUGCCACGGCUGCUGCACCCCAGGGGACCUUGCGCCAGGCACCGCUGUGCAUGCCCCUACCCCAGGGCCUCCCGUCACCAUGCUCCAUCUCCAGCACCUGAUGCCAGGGCCUUGGACGUAGCAGGACUCCAGGCGACGUUGCUCUGCAGCGGGGGCUCCCCAGCCCAGUACCUGCUGGUCUGGGGGCUCCUGGACUGGGCAGGGGCUGGACGCAGGAGACUACAGCCCCCAGCAUGCACUGCUCUGGCUCGGUCAGAGCCAGCUGGCUGGCCGGGCCUCUGCUGCAGGCCACUCCCUUGUGGCGUCAGGCUGCAUUGCCAUGCUCAGGCGCCCUUUAGAGCAGUGGCGCUUGUCCUGGGCGGCUUGUGGCCCAGUCAGCACACGGCUGUGGCCCAUGUGACAGGCUCAGGGCCAUACAGGGGGGCUGUAUGGUGUGGGGGCACCCACAGGACACACAUGAGCUGCCCAUGAUGGACGCUUGGCCGUGAAGCCUGGCGUGCGUGCACCCCCGGGCGCACAUGGUGUGAAUGUCGCAGCAUGUAUUGUACCCAACCAGCGGCCUGGCACUGCCAUACCACGAGCCUCCUGCCGGCCGGGCACGGGUUGAGCGUCUGCGCCAGCAGCCAUUCAGUGUUAGAGGGGAUGAGCCCGCAGGGGGCUAGUUCCAGCCCUGUGCAGCCGCAGCGCUGUGGGGUGUAUGCGCCCCGCGCCCCCCCCCCCCCAAUCCGCUAUUCCAGCCAUGAAGGCACUGCCUGGGGAGGGGCAGUGGCAUAAGGCCA
Molecule: messenger RNA, 8103 nt
Organism: Chelonoidis abingdonii (Abingdon island giant tortoise)
Lineage: Eukaryota; Metazoa; Chordata; Testudines; Testudinidae
Gene: RUSC2
Product: RUN and SH3 domain containing 2
Cellular component (GO): cytoplasmic vesicle
Molecular function (GO): protein binding
Source: RefSeq, a predicted model, not a curated record